CAGACAUGAUGUCAUACAUUUGACAUUCUAAAUUCACAGCUAGACUGAACCAGGGAAGUGAUAGGAAAUGGAGCUGGGGAGAUGAAGACCUUCUUAAUAACAAAAGAAUUCCAACAGUCGAAGACAUGAGUCAAACAUCUUUGAAACAGAAAAAGAAGAAUGAGCCUGGGAUGAGGUACUCAAAAGAGAGUCUAGAUGCAGAGAAAAGGAAGGAUUCCGACAAAACUGGAGCUCGGCUGAGCACUCAGAUGAGGCGUGCAGGCUAUCCGAAUCACUCGCUGAGAUGUUGCCCCAUGCGGUAUCACCACUCCUGUAGACGCUGCCUUUGUGCAGCUGAGGGAACUAGCCCCUGUCGCACAAUACGUAUUUAUAUUCACAUGUGCCUGUUGUGGGAGCAGGGCCGGCAGAUCACCAUGAUCAGGGGAUCCCAAGAAUUACCUGUACCAAAUACAGACUCUCGAGGGUACAUUGUGAGAAACCAGUGGUCCCGAACAUCACGGAGCCCAUCCACUGGGGCUCCAUCAGUGGAUGAGCCCAGAAGCAGGAACACUGUUGUCAAGGCCCCCAACAGCUCUGCGACCUCUCGAACUUCCUCUGCCUCCCCCAGCCAACACGAGACCUCACCUCCACCUCAAGCAUCAGAGAAGCCCUCCAUACCACAGACUCCCCAGACCAGACCUGUCACUCCACUUGACUCACAACCUCCUACACCCCCGGAGCCAGAGCCCAACUCUCGGCGAACUUCAAAGAUGCACUCAGUCAAUGAUCCCUGGAUUCACAGGGAAAACAGAGAGCCUAGAGACUUGCAGUUGCGGGAUUAUGCGCACAGCUGUGACUCCCGAGACCUGAUACCCAAGACUACUCGAGAGUAUCCACGCACUCCUCCUACUGAGUGGAAAUCCUAUGUCCAGCGCCGCCUGCAAUAUGGCACCUCUUUGGAUAUGGAUCAGGAAUGUCUGUCUGAAGCCCAGCAGCGGCACCGGCAGCAGCAGGUGGAGGAAGAUGAGGUGGACGAGGCCUACUGGUCAUCUGUGAGCAUGCUGUAUGAAAAGAUCCCCAGCUGUGCGCGGCCUAGGCCGCCCAAACCCAAGCACGCCAUCACAAUUGCUGUCUCUUCACGAGCACUCUUCAAUAUGGUGGAUGACAGGAAAAUCUACGAAGAAGAGGGUCUGGAAAAGUACAUGGAGUAUCAGCUCACCAAUGAGAACGUCAUCCUGACCCCGGGGCCAGCAUUUCGAUUUGUCAAGGCACUGCAGCAUGUCAACUCUAGACUCCGUGAGCUGUAUCCUGAUGAACAAGACUUAUUUGAUAUAGUACUGAUGACUAAUAACCAUGCCCAAGUGGGAGUACGGCUUAUAAACAGCGUCAAUCACUAUGGUCUACUAAUUGACCGAUUCUGUUUGACGGGUGGAAAAAGCCCAAUUGGCUAUUUGAAGGCAUAUCUUACCAACUUGUAUCUGUCUGCAGAUUCGGAAAAAGUACAAGAAGCAAUUAAAGAAGGCAUUGCCUCUGCAACCAUGUUUGCUGGAGCCAAAGACAUGGCUUAUUGCGACACACAGCUCCGUGUGGCCUUUGAUGGGGAUGCUGUCCUCUUCUCUGAUGAGUCUGAACAUAUUGCCAAGGAGCACGGGCUGGACAAAUUCUUCCAACACGAAACACUAUUUGAGAAUAAGCCUCUUGCUCAGGGUCCCCUUAAAGGCUUUCUGGAAGAUUUAGGCAAACUGCAGAAGAAAUUCUAUGCCAAAGACGAACGGCUACUUUGUCCCAUCAGAACCUACUUGGUUACAGCCAGGAGUGCAGCAAGUUCAGGCGCCCGUGUGCUGAAGACCCUUCGCCGCUGGGGUCUAGAGAUAGAUGAAGCUCUUUUCCUGGCUGGAGCCCCCAAAGGUCCCAUCUUAGUGAAGAUUCGGCCCCACAUCUUCUUUGAUGACCAGAUGUUCCACAUCGAAUCAGCACAGAAAUUCGGCACCAUCACAGCCCAUGUACCUUAUGGCAUUGCUCAAAAACGCACCUAGGGAUGGGGAGGAGAAAUAAACAGUGACAGUCUGGUAUUACAAA
Phodopus roborovskii (desert hamster) is the source of this 2058-nucleotide messenger RNA. It is a transcript of the gene Nt5c1b, whose product is annotated as 5'-nucleotidase, cytosolic IB. Gene Ontology annotation, biological process: nucleotide metabolic process; adenosine metabolic process. Gene Ontology annotation, cellular component: cytosol; cytoplasm. The coding region runs from base 126 to 2015 and encodes 629 amino acids. The record is from RefSeq and is a predicted model, not a curated record. NCBI's taxonomy places the organism in Eukaryota, Metazoa, Chordata, Mammalia, Rodentia, Cricetidae. The transcript has 10 exons. Gene Ontology annotation, molecular function: magnesium ion binding; nucleotide binding; 5'-nucleotidase activity.